This is a messenger RNA of Zasmidium cellare ATCC 36951, 828 nucleotides long. RefSeq lists its product as uncharacterized. Gene Ontology annotation, cellular component: proteasome core complex. The record is from RefSeq and is a predicted model, not a curated record. The transcript has 2 exons. Lineage: Eukaryota; Fungi; Ascomycota; Dothideomycetes; Mycosphaerellales; Mycosphaerellaceae. The coding region runs from base 1 to 828 and encodes 275 amino acids.
AUGAACCACUUCCCUCAGGCCUGGGGCAGACCCAGAGACGACGUCUACGGCCAAUACAACCCCUCCUACCUCCCGCACUCGCACGGCGGCACCCAAAAACCCAUCACGCACACGCAAUCCCCCAUCGUCACCGGAACGUCGGUCAUCGCCAUCAAGUUCAAAUCCGGCGUCGUCAUCGCCGCCGACAACCUCGCCUCGUACGGCUCCCUCGCGCGCUUCACCGACGUCCACCGCCUCAAACCCUUCAACCGCAAGUCCGUCGUCGGCGUCGGCGGCGAUGUCUCCGACAUGCAGUACCUCGACCGCCUGCUCAAGUCGCUCGACGUGGAGGAGAACUACAGCACAGGCAGCCACACGGCGGCGGAGAGCGAAGCGGACCCGGCCAUGAUGGGCGCGAACAACCUGCACACGUACCUCAGCAAGGUGAUGUACAAGCGCCGCAGCGACUUCAACCCGCUGUGGAACGCCCUCCUCGUCGCGGGCCUCGACGAGAAGAACAAGCCCUUCCUCGCGUCCGCGGACCUGCUCGGCACGACGUUCAGCGGGCCGACGAUGGCGACGGGCUUCGGCGCGCACCUGGCGCAGCCGAUCAUGCGGCGCAUCGUGCCGGACGAGGCGGCGAGCGCGCAGCUCGGGCGCGAGGAGGCGGUGCAGGCCGUGAGGGAUUGCAUGAAGGUGCUGUUUUAUCGCGAUGCGAGGAGUAUGCCUGAGUAUAGCAUUGCGGUGGUGGAUGAGAAGGGUGUGGAGUUGAGGGAGAAGGAGGUUUUGGAGAAUCAGAGUUGGGAUUUUGCCGAUAAGAUUCGGGGGUAUGGGACGCAGACGGUCUGA